Ictalurus punctatus (channel catfish) is the source of this 4095-nucleotide messenger RNA. RefSeq names its product tripeptidyl peptidase 2 (gene tpp2). The record is from RefSeq and is a predicted model, not a curated record. Gene Ontology annotation, biological process: proteolysis. The transcript has 29 exons. The coding region runs from base 128 to 3919 and encodes 1263 amino acids. Gene Ontology annotation, cellular component: cytosol. Lineage: Eukaryota; Metazoa; Chordata; Actinopteri; Siluriformes; Ictaluridae. Gene Ontology annotation, molecular function: serine-type endopeptidase activity; tripeptidyl-peptidase activity.
CAGCUAUUUUGCAUCGAGCCAGAGCGACAGUUGUCAGGCUGCUGUUGCUUUAAAAAUCCCGACACGCCGGUUGUUCGUACAAGCUGCUGUAUAAUAUUGUUUUCAUUUCAUCCUCUCUGGUCGGGUCAUGGCUUCUCGCUCUAUUGAAGAUUCCUUCCCUUUACACGGGCUGUUGCCGAAAAAGGAGACCGGCGCUGCUUCAUUCCUGACCAGGUUUCCUGAGUACGAUGGACGGGGGGUGCUUAUCGCCAUCCUGGACACCGGGGUGGACCCGGGGGCGCCGGGCAUGCAGACCACUACAGAGGGCAAGCCUAAGAUUGUGGACAUCAUCGAUACGACGGGCAGUGGCGACGUCAACAUGUCCACAGUGGCGGAGCCGAAAGAUGAAGAAGUGCUCGGGCUUUCUGGACGCACGCUCAAGAUCCCUCCUGCCUGGGUGAACCCAUCAGGAAAAUAUCGCAUCGGUGUUAAAAAUGGUUAUGAGUUUUUCCCCAAACCGCUCAAAGAGAGGAUACAGAAAGAGCGCAAGGAGAAGAUGUGGGACCCGGCCCACAGAGCAGCUCUCGCCGAGGCCAGUCGCAAGACGGAGGAGUUUGACCUUGCUCACCCCAACCCCUCACAGGUGGAGAAGCUGCAGAAGGAGGAGUUGCAGAGCCAAACUGAGCUGUUAGGCACCAUGGAGAAGAAGUACAGCGACCCUGGGCCUGUCUACGACUGCGUGGCGUGGCACGAUGGCGUCACCUGGAGGGCAGUGGUGGAUACGUCAGAGAGUGGAGACCUGGCGUCCUGUACCGUGCUUAGCUCCUACAGAGAAAGACAGGAGUAUGCCAUGCUAGGAGAUGCUGAGAUGCUCAAUUACUCCAUCAACAUCUAUGAUGAAGGAAAUACUCUCUGCAUUGUCACUAGUGGAGGUGCUCAUGGGACUCAUGUCGCCAGUAUAGCGGCAGGUUACUUCCCCGAGGAGCCAGAGAGAAACGGCGUGGCCCCUGGUGCCCAAAUCCUGGCACUGAAAAUAGGGGAUACUCGCCUGAGCACGAUGGAGACGGGAACAGGCCUCAUCCGAGCGAUGAUCGAGGUCAUUAACUACAAGUGUGACCUUGUAAACUACAGCUAUGGGGAGGCAACCCACUGGCCGAACUCAGGGAGAAUCUGUGAAGUAAUCAGCGAGGCGGUGCAGAAACAUAAUGUCAUGUACGUGUCGAGCGCUGGGAACAACGGGCCCUGUCUCUCCACUGUGGGAUGUCCGGGAGGAACCACGAGUAGCGUCGUAGGUGUUGGUGCUUAUGUCACACCUGACAUGAUGGUGGCAGAAUAUUCAUUGAGGGAGAAGCUGCCUCCUAACCAGUACACGUGGUCCUCAAGGGGUCCCAGUACUGAUGGAGCUCUGGGUGUCAGCAUCAGUGCACCUGGGGGAGCCAUCGCCUCUGUGCCCAACUGGACAUUGCGUGGCACGCAGCUAAUGAACGGCACCUCCAUGUCCUCUCCCAACGCCUGUGGAGGCAUCGCGCUCGUACUCUCAGGUCUGAAGCAGAACGGGAUGCGACCGACAGUUGCAGCUGUGAGACGUGCUUUGGAAAACACGGCCAACAAAGUGGAUGACGUUGAAGUGUUCGCGCAGGGUCAUGGCAUUAUUCAGGUGGAAAAGGCGUUUGACUACCUCAUGCAGCAUGCUUCCACUCCCACCUAUAACCUGGGCUUCACAGUCACUGUAGGGAAUCAGCGGGGCAUCUACCUCAGGGACGCCGUCCAAGUCUCCACUCCCUCUGAUCACGGAGUUGGAAUCGAGCCGGUCUUUCCAGAAAACACUGAAAACUCUGUACGAAUCUCGCUGCAGUUACACCUGGCACUCACCUGCAGCGCGCCGUGGGUGCAGUGCCCCGCUCACUUGGAGCUCAUGAACCAGUGCCGUCACGUUAACGUCCGCGUCGACCCACAGGGACUACGAGAGGGCCUGCAUUAUACCGAGGUGUGUGCUUAUGAUACCUCUGCACCCAGUGCUGGUCCCCUCUUCAGAGUCCCCAUAACGGUUAUAAUCCCCACAAAGGUUACAGAGAGCCAGAAUCAGGAGGUCACCUUCAUGGACGUUCACUUCAGACCAGGCCAGAUACGACGCCAUUUUAUCACCGUCCCUCAAGGAACCUCGUGGGCAGAGAUCAUGUUAACGUCUCGCUCCCCUGAUGUCUCCUCCAAGUUUGUCCUCCAUGCCGUGCACCUGGUGAAGCAGAGGGCUUACCGAGCUAAUGAGUUCUACAAAUUCUCCUCGCUGCUGGAGAAGGGCUCGCUCACAGAGGCGUUCCCUGUGCUGCCUGGACGAACGGUAGAGGUGUGCAUCGCUCGUUGGUGGGCCAGUCUUGGCGAUGUCAUCGUAGAUUAUACCAUUUCCUUCCACGGGCUGCGAACGUCUCCCUCUCCUCUUCAUAUACAUGCUUCUGAGGGCAUAACCAGUUUUGAGGUGUCGUCUCCUGUUAGAUACGAGGAGGUCUCCCCAACCAUUACUCUGAAGAACUGGGUGCAGCCCCUUAGGCCAAUAAGUUCCAAAACAAAAGCGCUUGGCUCCAGAGACGUAUUACCCAACAAUCGUCAGCUUUAUGAAAUCGUCCUUACGUACAGCUUUCAUCAGCCUAAAAGUGGAGAGGUGACCCCCAGUUGUCCGCUACUGUGUGAGCUGCUGUACGAGUCGGAGUUUGACAGCCAGCUCUGGCUCCUCUUUGACCAGAACAAGAGGCUCAUGGGCUCGGGAGAUGCUUAUCCUCACCAGUACUCUUUGAAGCUGGAGAAAGGGGACUACACCAUCCGGCUGCAGGUUCGCCACGAGCAGCAGAGUGAGUUGGAGCGGCUGAAAGAUCUGCCUUUCGUAGUGUCUCAUCGCCUCUCCAACACCCUGAGCCUGGACGUGUACGAGACACACCGGGCGGCCAUGCUGGCGAAGAAGAAAGCAAACUCGCUCACUCUUGCACCAGGAACCUCUCAGCCAUUCUACAUCACCUCUCUAUCAGAUGACAAGAUACCUAAAGGUACAGGUCCAGGGUGCUACAUGACCGGCUCUCUGGUUGUACCGAAGAGCGAGUACGGGAAAAAAGCAGGCCAAGCCUCAGCCAAACGACAAGGAAAAUUUAAAAAGGACAUAGUGCAAAUUUUCUACCACCUGAUCUCAGCCCCUAACAAAUCAAAGAACGGAGGAAAAGAGAAGGACAAGGACGGGGAGAAAGAGAAGGACGUGAAGGAGGAAUUCUCCGAAGCCCUCCGAGACUUGAAGAUCCAGUGGAUGACAAAGUUGGACAAUAAUACGUUAUAUGAUGAACUGAAGGAGAACUUUGCAAAUUAUCUCCCUCUCCAUGUCCAACGACUGCAUCAGCUGGAUUCAGAGAAGGAGCGACUGAAGCGAUUGCAAGACAUCAUGUCAGCAGCAGAUAUUGUUAUUUCUCACAUUGACCAGACUGCACUGGCAGUGUAUCUCACGAUGAAGACAGACCCUCGUCCAGACGCGGCCUCUAUAAAGAGUGAUAUGGAGAAGCAGAAGUCGUCCCUGCUGGACGCUCUCUGUAGGAAAGGCUGUGCUCUGGCUGAUCAGCUCAUGCAGCCUCCAGAGCAGGAGGGGGCGAGCGCGAACGAGGUGGGCAGCUCUGAAGACGACCCACACGGCGUGACUAAAGCACUGACCGACACUUUCUGGGAGGUUCAAAAGUGGGUCGACCUCACCGACUCUAAGGUUCUGUCGUUUUCCUACAAACAUGCCUUAGCAAAUAAAAUGUAUGGAAGAGCUUUGAAAUACGCUUCGAAAAUUGUAGAAGACAAACCCAGCAAAGAAAACUGGAAGAACUGCAUUCAGCUGAUGAAGUCUCUGGGCUGGAUGCACUGCGCCACCUACACUGAAAACUGGCUUCCCAUCAUGUAUCCCUCAGACUACACACCUUUCUAAACCAGAUAACACAGGAUCUCCUCCUGCAAAUGCAGCACCCGGUUUUUAAAGACUCUUGAUGUGGUCCAACGUGGAUCCCAGUAAGCCUUUUUUUUUUUAAAAAAAUUUUUUUUUUUUAUAAACAAAACUCAAUUUCACUCAGAACUGCAAGUUCACAUGGAGCAUAAAUGUUCACA